Erythranthe guttata (spotted monkey flower) is the source of this 641-nucleotide messenger RNA. RefSeq lists its product as uncharacterized. Lineage: Eukaryota; Viridiplantae; Streptophyta; Magnoliopsida; Lamiales; Phrymaceae. Gene Ontology annotation, cellular component: endoplasmic reticulum membrane; endoplasmic reticulum. Gene Ontology annotation, biological process: endoplasmic reticulum to Golgi vesicle-mediated transport; intracellular protein transport. The record is from RefSeq and is a predicted model, not a curated record.
CACCUAUCACCCAUAAACUAGCACAAGCCACGUGUCCCUUACACCCGGCACCCGAUCCGGAUCCUAAUACAUUCAUUAAUACAGCGCAAUCCACUUCCUCUGUAUUAUUAAUAACACCAAUUUAUCGUAUCUUCAGAAAAAAGCAAAAAAAAGAAAAUUAAAGCACCGAAUAAAAAUAAAUGGCAUUGGAAUGGGUAGUUCUAAGCUACGUCGCGGCAGCUGAGGCUACGAUGGUCCUGCUACUGACUCUGCCGCCGACUCUAAAUCCUCUGCGGAAGGGUGUAAUCUCCGUCACACGGAAUUUACUGAAGCCGUUUCUCUCGGUGGUGCCCUUCUGCCUCUUCUUGCUGCUCGACAUUUACUGGAAGUACGAAACUCGGCCGAGUUGCAAAUCGUCCGUGUCGUGCACGCCGUCCGAGCUGAUGCGCCACCAGAAAUCCGCUAUCAAGUCCCAGCGGAACGGCCUCCUCAUCGCGGCGGCGCUCAUGCUCUACUGGAUGCUUUUCGCGGUCACGCGUUUGGCUGUGCAGGAGGAGCGGUUGAGUGAGCGAGUCGUGCGGCUCCAGAACCAGGACUGACUCGGUUCACAAAAUUUCUUAACGGAAUUUGUAUUAAGUUUUUUUUUAUUUUUUUCAUCAGGG